AUGGUGAAUGUUUAUAGAGUGAGAAAAGAGUUCCAAUCUAACAAGUGCAGGCGCACAACGGUGGCUGCCGGCGCUGGUAUCAAGAUAUUCAAUUCAAGCUCUCUGGAUGGCGAGAUAAACACCUGCAAUGUUAACGUCGAUUGGUCUAAAGACAUUUGGUCUGAAAAUGGAGCUGUGAGCGCUGUGAGCCCUCAAGUUCUGGACUGUGCCUACGGAGACCGUUGUGAAGGAGGAUCAGAAAUUGAUGCUUAUGUCUACAUAAUGAAGAAUAUGGGCUUGGCCAGCGAAAAAGGUUAUCCGUAUACAGAGAAGAAUGGAACCUGUGAUGAGAACCGAGAAGAUGACUUUGUUGAAGAUAGCAGCAUCGAUGGCCUCGUGGUGGUACGUCCACAAACGGAAAAUGAGCUCAGGCGAGCCCUCUGCCGGCGACCAGUGACUGCCGAAAUUGCUGCAAACAGCUUGGAGUUUGAACAAUAUGACGGCGGAAUCUUCAAUGGACCUUGUGGCCAAGAUAUUGACCACACUGUGUUAGUCGUGGGAUUUGGAAGCGAUGAAAACGGUGUUGAGUACUGGAAAAUACAGAAUUUCUGGGGAGAGAGUUGGGGGGAACAAGGGUACAUGAGAUUGGCCUUAGAGGCGGGAGGAAAGUGUCAAAUUGCCAUGGAAGCUUCUUUUCCUUUGGUGGAAUAA
This is a messenger RNA of Rosa rugosa (rugosa rose), 690 nucleotides long. RefSeq names its product cysteine proteinase COT44-like. Gene Ontology annotation, cellular component: lysosome. Bases 1 to 690 code for a protein of 229 amino acids. The transcript is spliced from 3 exons. NCBI's taxonomy places the organism in Eukaryota, Viridiplantae, Streptophyta, Magnoliopsida, Rosales, Rosaceae. The record is from RefSeq and is a predicted model, not a curated record. Gene Ontology annotation, molecular function: cysteine-type endopeptidase activity.